Molecule: messenger RNA, 1046 nt
Organism: Ipomoea triloba (trilobed morning glory)
Lineage: Eukaryota; Viridiplantae; Streptophyta; Magnoliopsida; Solanales; Convolvulaceae
Product: adrenodoxin-like protein 2, mitochondrial
Exons: 9
Coding region: 154-789 (211 amino acids)
Biological process (GO): P450-containing electron transport chain
Cellular component (GO): mitochondrion
Molecular function (GO): 2 iron, 2 sulfur cluster binding
Source: RefSeq, a predicted model, not a curated record
CUCAUUCGAAUCUUCUCGACGGGUCAUACCCGUUUUUUCCAUCGCGACCCGAACGCAGAGUUCGAGAGAGCUUUCCAUUGAAUAAACAGUAAAGAAACACUUUUAUUGUUUUCCUAUCAGGUUUUCCGUUCACGGCGAAUAACCAAUCUUCCAAUGCUCCGUUCCAACGGUAUCCGCCGGCUAGCUCCCCGCUACCUCUCCGCUCAGCUCCGGCCGAAUUCUGUUAGUAAGAAUUAUACUAAGGAAAAGUGCUACCUUCCUGACAUCCUUGUUAAUCCGGUUUCUGUAAAUGCAGAUAGGACUGCAAGAGAGUGGUACAGAAUACUUGGUGUAAAAAGUAAUGCAAGUGCAUACCUUUCCUGGGAAACUUCUUUUGCAAGGCAUCAACAAUUUUGCUCUGAAGCAGGGAGCAACAACUCAGAAGAAGGGCAAAAAAUUUCGGUAACAUUUGUGGACAAGGAUGGAGAAGAGCAUCAUAUAAAAGUUCCUCUUGGAAUGUCUAUGUUAGAAGCUGCUCAUCAAAAUGACAUUGACCUUGAAGGAGCAUGUGAAGGGUCACUUGCCUGCUCUACUUGUCAUGUAAUCGUGAUGGAUGUGGACUACUACAAUAAACUAGAAGACCCAAGCGACGAAGAGAAUGACAUGUUGGAUCUUGCUUUCGGCCUCACAGAAACUUCACGCCUGGGUUGUCAAAUAGUCGCAAAACCUGAACUCGAUGGAAUUCGGUUAGCCCUUCCUGCAGCCACCAGAAAUUUUGCUGUCGAUGGAUAUAAGCCAAAACCACAUUAAACACAUCUGUCAAAGGGCCUUUUUGCUCCAUAAUUAAUCCAUUUGAAGAAAAUGCCAAGCUUGGUAUUAUUCUUAAGCAAUCGGUAUAGAGAUGUAACGUUAAAACCUCCGUGUUUACUUCGUGUAUAGCCGAUGUAAGUCUCGAUCUCUCAACUAGACUGAUUGACUUAGCAAUAGUUAUUGUAUAGACCGUGAUCUACACAGCUAACAAUAAUUAUUUGCCUUGACUUAGUAUAAAUUUACUCGCAUUUGGAUAC